This is a messenger RNA of Racocetra persica, 359 nucleotides long. The record is from the annotation of a GenBank genome assembly. Lineage: Eukaryota; Fungi; Glomeromycota; Glomeromycetes; Diversisporales; Gigasporaceae.
GAACAAAUGGUGGUAUAUCUCCGUUAGGUUUAUUCGCUUCGGUUUUGGGUGGUUUUGUUAUUGGCAUAUCUGCAAUGAUAUCCAUUUAUUUUGCGGACGGAUGUAAUCGAUUAUAUAUUGAAUUGAUUCCGGUGGCUUCAAUAGCAGGAUUAAUUGGAUCGAUUAUAGAUUCAAUAUUGGGUGCUACUGUCCAAGUUUCUAUGUAUUCUGAAAAAGCGUGUAAGGUUACUUAUAGCAGGACUGAAGAAACAAAGUUAGUGAGUGGAUACGAUUUAUUGGAUAAUAAUCAGGUUAAUUUUGUGUCUUCUUUGGUAACUGCCUUAUUAACUGGAUUUAUCGUCGACUAUAUUAUCAGAUGA